UUUGCUGGGGCUGUCCCUUCGCUCGCUUCUUGUGGAUCGGAGUUCGCUCCUUUAAUCCGUGCGCUGGUGGCGAUGCUUUUCUUCACGCACUGCUUCGGUUUUGUGUUAGACUUUGUGCACUUCAGGUACCAGUACUGCAAGGCGAGAGCCGCUUUCUCAGCCGCUGUCCAACUUGUGUGCGUUGUGCGACCGACACCGAGCCUGACGCGCCUGCCAUCGCGAAGCCCACUCUCUCUGCACCGGGAGGUGGUGCCCGACACCGAAGACCUCUCCGAGAAACGCCUGCUGGCCUGCCCGUGCCCCGGAGCAACCUGCGAGUGGGAGGGGCCCCUGAAUGCCAUCCUGCCGCACCUGGCCACCAGCCACCGCGGCGUGGCCAGGCUGCAGGGAGAGAGCGUGGUCUUCCUAGCCACCGGUGUCCACCUGCCGGGCUCGGCAGGCUGGGUGACGGUCCAGUCCUGCCUCGGACACCAUUUUGUGCUGGUGCUGGAGAAGCAGGAGGGGCACCAGAGGUUCCUGGCCUUCGUGCUGCUGCUCGGGACAUCCAGGCAAGCGGAGGGUUUCUCCUAUCGGCUGCUGCUGAACGGACACCGCCGGAGGCUCACCUGGGAGGCCACUCCACGGGGGGUGGCAGAGGGACCAGCCUCGACUGGCACCAGCACUGACAGCCUGGUCUUUGACACGGUGAUGGCCCAAACAUUUGCAAGUGACGGAAGUCUCGCCAUCAACGUGACCAUAUCCUCCUGCUGACGGCCGAAGCCACCACUGCCUCCUCAGUUCCUAUUCCAGACGUUUUCCUAAACAUUUUUAUACCAAGCCCGUGAGCUGACUUUUCUUUUUUGUAAUGGAUCGGUCUGUGUCCCACCACCCUGGAGCAAGCACGGUUCAGGUUUCCAGGUUGUGCACCGACACUGAACAUUUCUCAGCUCCUCCUGCAAGGCCAUGGUUUGAAGCACUGAUCUCCACAGAAUGAGAAAUGGCCCCAGCCCAGAACUAUUGUGUCCUGGUUGUAAGACAGGCUUGCUUUACAGAAGUUAUUGUAAGUGCAAACGCUUUGUAACUGGUCAUUGGGAUGUGGGUAAUUCUGUCCUGGUAAACCUUUUGCAGUUGAUCCCUGACUGCCCUCAAACUGAGACUCUUGCUGAGGCAUAGAGUAGUACAGCACAGAAACAGGCCCUUCGGCCCACCAUGUCCAGGUUGACUGUUGAAUUCUUCUAUACUAAUCCAAUCUACCUGCAUUAGCUCCAUAACCUAUGCCCUGGCAAUUAAAGUGCUCAUCUGGGUGCUUCGUAAAUGUUGUGAGAGUACCUGCCUCCACCACCUUUUCGGGCAGCGCGUGCCAUGGUCCUACCACUCUCUGUGUGGGAGAAAAAAAUCCUCCUUGGAUCCCCUGUAAACCUCCUAACUCUUAAAACACCUAUACCCUCUUGUCUUAGACACCCACACCAUGGGAUAAAGAUUCUGACUAUCUACCCUAUCCAUCCCCCUCAUAAUUUUUGUACACCUCUAUCAGGUCACCCCUCAGCCUCCUCCACACCAGGGAAAAUAAACCCAACCUAUCCAAUCUCUCCUUAUAACUGAAAUACAGCAAUCCAGGCAGCAUCCUGGUGAAUCUUCUCUGCACCCUCUCCAGCACAUCCUUCCCAUGGUUAAGGACCACACAUUGUUGGGACUGUGGUCACAUUUAGCCCAGACAGGGUGAGGAGGGCAGACUUUCUCCUCUGCAGAAUACCGGUAAACCAGGUCGGUUUUUAUGACGAUCCAGUAGUUCCAUGGUCACCAUUAAUGAUGCUUUUUUAAAAAUUUAAUUAGCUGCAUUUAAAUUCCUCAGCAGCUAGGGUGAAGUUUGAACUCCCAUCUCUCAAGGUCAGUAGUCCAAACUUUUGAAGUCCAGCUUCAACACCACAUCACCAUAACCUGAAUACAUCCCUAGAUACCACCUUCCCCAAUUAAGAGUCCAGCAAAGUUGUUAAACAGCCUCAAAGAAAUUUGGAAUUCUAGGCUUCCACCAGAGUCUUGGGUUUGGCUGGGACGGUGCAGUGAACCUCGACUGACCAAUGGUGUACCACUUCACCUCUGUAACUGUCUCACAGCUCCCCUGACCUACAAUUCCACCAACACCAGAGGCAGGAGAUAUGAAAAUUAAAAACUGCAGAUGCUGGAAUUCUGAAAUAAAAACAGAAAAUUCUCAGCAGGUCAGGGAGCAUCUUUUGAGCGAGAAACAGUUAAUGUUGAGGUUCAGGACCUAUCAGGGGAAGAUAUAAAGAAAGCUGCUGUUCACUAUCACCUGUCCCACACAAUCAGCAUCCACCUCAGCUGCUAGCCAUUAUAAACAAAGUACAGAAUGCUGAGUCACUAAGUAAUCCAUGUGACAAAGUAUUGGUUACAUAUUCACUAUCUGCUCCUUAAAUUUGUAUUUAUGAUUUUGCGAAGUUUAUUGGUCAGGAGAAAUCUUCCUUCCUACUGGACAUAGCAGUUAUCAGCUGUCCUUCUUGUAGGGCACUUGGUAAAUGGAAAUAGUAAGGGAGGGUGGUCAAUGAGCCAAGGUGGGAGGACUUGAUCCUUGCUGGAACUAGUGUUUGGUUUUGGGGAAGGACUGAGAAGUGUUAAGGUUUUCAUCUUUCAACACAAGGAAAAGCAGUUGUUUAAAUAAAGCUUUGAUUAUCAGGACACAAGCUUAUUGUAUUGACUUAAAUAUAAGAAGGUGUUAUAAAAGGGAUGUUGUAUGUGCUGAGUUGCUGUGGUGUGGAGGAGUCUGGAGUUAAAGGCUCUACUGCUAUUGAUGGAUGAGGACAGGCA
Messenger RNA from Pristis pectinata (smalltooth sawfish), 2799 nucleotides. Its product is annotated as E3 ubiquitin-protein ligase SIAH2-like. Gene Ontology annotation, cellular component: cytoplasm. Lineage: Eukaryota; Metazoa; Chordata; Chondrichthyes; Rhinopristiformes; Pristidae. Gene Ontology annotation, biological process: proteasome-mediated ubiquitin-dependent protein catabolic process; multicellular organism development. The record is from RefSeq and is a predicted model, not a curated record. Gene Ontology annotation, molecular function: ubiquitin conjugating enzyme binding; ubiquitin protein ligase activity. Bases 73 to 750 code for a protein of 225 amino acids. The transcript is spliced from 2 exons.